Messenger RNA from Vanessa tameamea, 1562 nucleotides. RefSeq names its product NPC intracellular cholesterol transporter 2-like. NCBI's taxonomy places the organism in Eukaryota, Metazoa, Arthropoda, Insecta, Lepidoptera, Nymphalidae. The transcript is spliced from 3 exons. Gene Ontology annotation, molecular function: sterol binding. The record is from RefSeq and is a predicted model, not a curated record. Bases 16 to 558 code for a protein of 180 amino acids. Gene Ontology annotation, biological process: sterol transport.
AAAACUUGGUCGUGCAUGCAAGUGAUUCAAGUGUUUAAAGCGAGCGAACGCCUGCACACGCGGCGCAGUCAUCUACUGAUCACAGCAGACGUCAAUAUGUUUACACUAAGCGUGGUUGUGUUUUCCUUUCUGGCGUUCACCGCUGCUACUAACGUGCAACAAUGCCCAGGAAAAUCGUUCGAGGGAUUGAAAGAUAGAGUUCAAUUAUCACCAUGUAAGAAAUUGCCCUGUCGUCUUAAGAAGGGAACCGACCAAAAUAUUACAAUCCAGUUUACUCCAGAUAAAGAUAUAACAGAAGUUAAAAACCAAGUUUCGGCUGAUGUGGCUGGAAUCUCCUUGCCGUUCAUUGGAGUUGAUGGGCUUCCAAUUUGCCAAAAACUUGAAACUGAAAAUGGAGAAAAAGCAUCAUGUCCUCUACAAGCGGGCACUAAAUACGUUUAUAAGGAUUCCUUCCCCAUACUAGAAUUUUACCCUAAGAUAGAGUCCACUGUACAGUGGGCGUUAAAAGAUGGUGAAAAUGAUAUCAUAUGCUUCAAAGUACCCGUGAAGAUUGUAUAGUUUAUAGGAAUAUUUUGAAGACCAAUUUACUUUUUAACGUCGGCUUAUAAUGAUGAGUAACCUAUCUCUUAAAAAUAUCUACCUCGGCUACACAGAUCAAUACCUUAAAGUACAUUGGUCUAAAAUAUAUUAUUUUAGAUAAAAGAAUAUCGACCAACCUUUCAAAGGAAGGCAACGUCAUCCAUAUCAUAUAUUAGAAUUAUAUUAUGAUUUUUUGUAAAGUUUAUUAUUCUCUCUCAAUAAUUACAAAAUAAUCACUCGAUAUUAGAAGAAAUUCAAUUUUAAUAUUUUUAAGAAACAAUUUAUUGAGUGGUUUCAAUCAAUUUAUUCAGUGUGUUUAAAAAAAUAUAUUUCAAAUGGAAGCAGCCGAAAUUUUUAAUAUUACAACACAGGGUACCCUAUAAUAGUAAUAGAUAGAAGUUGAUGUGAAACUAUUUAGCGACUUGUAUAUUUAAUCGAUAAAAUUAUCAUAACAUAAUAUUUUACCUAUUUAAUUAUUCUUACCAAAAUGUAUUUGGAUCCUAUUGAUAAUUUUGUGAAGUUUUGCUUAAAUAUUAAAAAAGUAUUGAAAUGUUGUAAUAUAAAGUUAUUAUAAACUAUAAUAAAUAUACUUUUAUUAUACGAUUUCAAUGUUUGAGAAAAAUGUCACGAAAAUCGUAUUAUUUGAGUAUAAAAUUAAACGUCUAUAGAAGCUGUAAGUCCAUGUAAAAUGAAGAUUACAAACGAUAAAAUUAUAUGUUAUGUUGAAUGGUAAAAAGUGAUAUUGGUAUAUUUAUAUUGUAUAGAAUUUAAGUAUAAUAAAUAUUGUAAUAAAAUACAAUGUUUUAUUUUUUUAAAUAGUUUUAUUAUAAAAAUAGGGCUCUCAAUAUAACACUAUAAAAUUAAAUCUACAAGAUAAUUAUGUCCAGUACAGGCAGACUAACUACAAUUAGGAAAAAUGAGAAAUAUUUUUUAUGUCUUAAUUCUUCUUAGAAGCUGCUGUAAUGAUUGCCGGUACUUCAAAA